Molecule: messenger RNA, 990 nt
Organism: Raphanus sativus (radish)
Lineage: Eukaryota; Viridiplantae; Streptophyta; Magnoliopsida; Brassicales; Brassicaceae
Product: transcription factor bHLH27
Exons: 5
Coding region: 78-881 (267 amino acids)
Biological process (GO): regulation of DNA-templated transcription
Cellular component (GO): nucleus
Molecular function (GO): DNA-binding transcription factor activity; protein dimerization activity; sequence-specific DNA binding
Source: RefSeq, a predicted model, not a curated record
CUCAAUCAAAAGAAAGAAAAAAAACAAAACCUUCCAUUUCAAGAAAGCAUCGUUUUAGUUUGUGUGUGUGUCCGAAAAUGGAAGAUCUUGACGAUGAGUAUAAGAAUUAUUGGGAAACCACAAUGUUCUUCCAAAAUCAAGAACUCGAAUUUGACAGUUAUAAAUUUAGUUGGCCGCUAGAAGAUGUUUUUUCGGGUUCUGGCGAGUCAAGUUCGCCGGACGGAGCAGCAACGUCGCCGGUGACUUCAAAGAACGUUGCCUCUGAGAGGAAGAGACGGGAAAAGCUUAACCAGAGACUCUUAGCUCUCCGAUCUGUCGUCCCCAAUAUAAGCAAGUUGGACAAGGCAUCUAUCAUCCGAGAUUCAAUAACGUAUAUGCAAGAACUUAUUGAUCAAGAGAAGAAACUAGAAGCAGAGAUCAGAGAGCUGGAAUCACGAUCAAUGUUGCUAAAUAACCCUACAAGAGAUUACGAUUGCAUCAAUAAUUUCCCGGGAAAUCAGCAGCAAGAUCUCUCAGGCAUUGAUGCCAUGAGAUCAAAGAAGUCCAGGCAUAUGGAUUGUAAUACUUUUGGAACAUCAAUCACUAGAAUGCAUAAUCACUCGCCCAUCGAAGUUCUUGAAAUGACGGUGACAUGUAUGGGAGAGAAGACAGUGGUGGUAUGCAUAACAUGUAGCAAGAAGAGAGAGACUAUGUUGCAGCUUUGUAAAGUGUUGGAGUCUUUGAAUCUCAACAUUCGCACUACUAACUUCUCUUCCUUCUCAUCUUGUCUCUCUACCACUCUCUUCCUCCAGGCGAAUGAAGAAGAGAAGAGUACAGUAGAGACAAAGAUACAAACGGCAAUUGCAGCUUAUAAUGAUCCAAAUUGUUUUAUCAACUUCUAAUUUAUUUCAGUGUACCAAAAACCAGUUCUUUUAUGCAAUAUUUGUGAGGAUGGUGUUGUUUGUAAGAUGGUACUAUUGUAAAGGUUUAUUUGAACUUCAAAACACCUCA